Fusarium oxysporum Fo47 is the source of this 816-nucleotide messenger RNA. Its product is annotated as mitochondrial 54S ribosomal protein uL13m. Lineage: Eukaryota; Fungi; Ascomycota; Sordariomycetes; Hypocreales; Nectriaceae. Gene Ontology annotation, molecular function: mRNA binding; structural constituent of ribosome. Bases 136 to 675 code for a protein of 179 amino acids. The record is from RefSeq and is a predicted model, not a curated record. Gene Ontology annotation, cellular component: mitochondrial large ribosomal subunit; ribosome. The transcript has 2 exons. Gene Ontology annotation, biological process: translation; negative regulation of translation.
GUUUCGGUGUUGGUAGAUCUCGCGAUACAGCAAAACGAAGCUACACGACGAUUUGACCCCCCCUUCACCAGUUUUGCGGCUGACCAACCCAAUUGGAGGUAAAUUGUGAGAGAUUGAUCUCUCAAAGCCUUCAAGAUGUCGCAAGUCCUCGGUCUGACAAAACUGGCCUACUCUCGAGUAUGGCAUAGUGUAUCUGCCUCCGCCCCUCAUGCCACACUCUCUACUCAGCCCGGCGUUACACCACCUUCACUCGGCCGUCUCGCAUCCCGCAUCGCCGUUCUUCUCAUGGGCAAGCACAAGCCGAUUUUCGACCCAUCAACCGAUUGCGGUGACUACGUUGUCGUGACCAACUGCGCCGCUCUUUACACAACCGGCCGCAAGAAGUGGCAAAAGCCUUACUACCGACACACGACACGACCUGGCAGCCUCAAGUCCAUAACAAUGGACGCACUCAUGGAGGCGCACGGAGGCAGUGAGGUUCUGCGCAAAGCUGUGCGUGGCAUGUUGCCCAAGAACCGACUACGAGACAAGCGAUUGGCAAGACUUAAGGCGUUUGAGGGCGAUGCUCAUCCGUACAAGGAUAACUUGAUACGGUUUGCUGGCGUACCAGUGGGAGAGGAAGGUUGGGAGAAGGCCACCGAAAGGGUCCGAAAUGGCGAUAAGAAGCGAUUAUAAGAAAUCACGGGAGUAACUAUGGAACGAGGGAGCUGCGCAGUAAAGACUAUGCGGAUGGGCUAUGAGAGUCCUUGUACUAUUUGUACCAAUAUCUUGGGCAUAUUAUGACCUAGCACCAAGCAAUUAUCAACGUUUUCAUGA